UAAAAAUAAAAUUUGGAUUUCAUUUUUUGAGGUCAAAAUUUAAUUUUUUGGAAAUUUUAAGUUGAUAUUCGAAAUCAGCUUCAAAAACUACGUUAGACGAUGUGCUUCACAAAUUCUUAAAGUUAAAAAAAAAUCUUCGAAUAAUCUUAAGUGAAGGUGACCGUUAGCUGGACAGGCCGUUUAUGAUCUUGAAUGAGUUCAUAAGAAGACUUUUUUCUAUCGUUCAUUUAAUCGUGUUUGGUUCAAUUGCCAGAAUAUCCGCUCACCAGUUAUUCCUAUGUCUUGUUUCUAAUCAAUGUUCAGCUAUCCGGGAGAACCUCUUACCAUAGAAAGCGUCUUGAUCUUCCAGUUUUCAAAUUUGCUUCCCACGACCUGUCUGUCCAAUGUAAUAGCCAUUACAGCCGUAACACGAGUAACCAUAUACAACUAUUUAUCUUCUUCACUUGACUUUCGAAAAGUAGAGCUGAACACAUUUGACAGUAGAUUUAAAGCCAAACAUAACAUUGUUUGUUUAUUUCUCAUGAACUCAUUCAAGGUCAUAAGGCAUGUUUACUUCUAAAAAAGCUUUAUUUUGAAUGUUAUUUUUAUAUGUGUGCGUGUGGUAUUGUGCAUGAACAUACAUAUUUAGAAUUCUUCUCCUCUGUUCUCUCUCUACAUUGUUUAUGUUUUCUGUUCUAUUUUUUUCACAGUUUAAACUGAUCAUUUGACUGAUGAUGUUAGUAGUUAACUGACGAAAUGUCUCGAUAGUAUUAUUUUAUCAUACUAAAAAAGGUAACUCUACUCUUAAUUUCUUUAUUUAAUAAAAUUUUCACCUCAAAUGCUGCUAUGAAAGUAGUUUUAUUGAAACCUAUAUAUGAUUAUAUUUUUAAGAGUCGUCAAUAUGAUUUCGAAAUAUUGGAUGUGUCUCCCUCAGAUUCUAUUGAUUAUGUCUUAAACGUUACUGCCAAUAUUACUGAUUCAGCAAAUCAUACGAUUCAACAUGAAUUUUUCGUAUAUUAUCUUGGUCAUUUAUCCUCAAGCACAUCACGUCCAAUGACGAAUACAACAACUAAGGAUAUUAGUGUUGAUGUUUUGCCGGGGCCACCACCAGUUGAAAUUAUUUUCAAUAAUACUUCACCAUUUUAUAGUAAUGCACCUGUCAAUACAAUACUAGGACAAUUUGGUAUUGAACAAGAUCACAAUCGAACAUAUAAUUUGACACUCUUGUCUAAUCUUGGUACAUUUAAAUUAUUACCAAACAAUAGUCUUAUUCAGAUUGGACCCUAUUCUCCUGAUAUAAUAAAAUAUGAAAAUCCAUAUGUUGAUUUGGUAAUUGAAGCAUUCGAUUUAACACCAAAUGGAACACGAAUCAUUCGUCGAACAUUUCGUGUACCCGUUUUGAACAUAAUAUCAAAUCAUGAACUACCACAAGUCCUAUUUAAUAAACAAAUAAUAAUUAAUGAAACAUUGCCCGGUACUCCAAUUGGACAAUUUAUAAUAAAGUCAGAUUUGAAUCAGACAUAUAAACUACAACUAUUGGAUAGCUACAAUGGUACAAUAUCGUUACAUUCCGAUACUGGUACUGUUGUGUUGAAUCGUCCAUUGAACACACUAAAUUUACCGAAAAAUGAAAAUAAUGAAACCAUUUUACCAAUUAAUAUUACAUUAACCAAUUCGACGAAUUAUUCCAUGUAUCAGAAUACUUAUCCGCUCAUAGUUAUAUACAAUAUAACAACCAUAAAAGAUACUAUUGAUCCAUGCAGAAAUAUCAGUUGUGGAAAUGGAUUAUGUCUAGUAAACGGGAGUGGCUAUACGUGUGUUAUCGACGACGAUUUUCAAUAUUUGGUAUUUGAUUUUCUCCAUGAUAUAAAACAUAUCACAGUAACCGAUUCAGGUUUACCCAAUAAAUUACGUGAUUUUAUUGAUCAAAAUAUAAUACCACAUUUGCAAACAGUAAACAACAAUACAAAUAUUGGCAUAUACUUACCGGACACUUUAGACUUAGGUCCAUAUAAAUAUGAUCGAGCCCAAUUGUUAUCAGUAGCACUUUUAGAUACCACUAAUAAUACCAUUUAUCCUGUAGACGAUGUCACUGAUGCAUUUGAAAUAUAUUGUGUAAAUUCAUCGUCCGACAGAUUUUCUCAUGAAAUCUGCGAUGGCUUUCGACAAGCCAAAUUUCUUCAAACUUAUUUUAAUUCAACACCAGAAUUUUGUAAAAAUUGUACGUUUAUUCAAGCAUCUAAUAAAUACUAUUGGUUCGAUGACACGUUAUCAUUAUGGCCACUUUGGCUUAUAUUCAUAUUAUCGUUCACAUUCCUACUCGGCUUACCAUUUCUUCCCAUAUCAUUCGGAAAACUUGAUCGACUUUUAGAUGCACCACCAAAAGCAAAUUUUCCAUUGAUGAAAGCAAAACUAGAUCCCAAUGAUGAUGAUAUCGAUACAAAUGCUGUGAAAAAUUCAGCUCGAAACUCAAUUGGCAAUUAUUCGUCAGUAUCGAAUUCAGUUCGGGUAGCAACAACGAUGAGUAGCAAUAUUUUUUCCACAAAAAUUACACACUUUCUUCUACGUGUUUACAAAAAAAUCUUUUGUAACAAUCGUAAAUUGUGUAAACAACGAUUUUCGACAAAGUAUUUAAAAAGAGAACGAAGAAAAAAUCAACAAUCGAUCAUAAUUACUAAAGAUCCUUUAAAAGAUGAAUUAGACUCUGGUUACUCAUCAUCGAGUAGCAUUGACUCUGAAAAUAAUAGUUCAUACACGGAAAAAAUCAUUCAGCAUCGUAUAUCUGACAUCAUAGCUUAUCCUAUCUACGAUAAUUCAAAAAUAGACCCAGAAGAUGAAAACAGUAAUAUUUUCUCUCCAAAUCGUCGUCGUGCUACCGUCGCCUCGACAAACGAUGUUUUACCUCCUCGUUCAUUCAUUCGCAUGAGUGAUGAGCAACGACAAAGAUCGAACAUCAAUCUAGCACAUAACUACUCAUCGCCAACAAUAAUUUUAACUCGUGCACGCAAACAAGAUGAUCAACAACAAAAUCGUUUAUACGUACCAAAACGAAAAUAUUCUUCAUCACCGAUAAAACGUUCAAUAUCGAUGGAUCGUCGUCAUUCAAGAAAAGAUAUUUCGACAUCGUUAAAACCAAUACUAUCGAACAGACGCUCAACAACUGCAAGUAUUUCAACAACGAGAGGUUCCAUUGGUGCAUCGAAUGAUAAACGACGAAGUCUAUUUUCACUCGGUUCGGGUAUAGAAUCAUUAGUUCGAUUAGAUAAUCCUCGAACAUUUGAUGAUAAAACUGUUUUAUCAUCAUCGUUUAAAAAUGAAAAUACAUCCAAAUUAUUAAUAGGAACAUUAUGGAAUACAUUUGCUCUUGUUAACAAUUUAUUUUUACAAAAAGCCCGAAAAAGACGAGAUGCACUGACAUUAACGGAUUUAAAUGCAGAUCAAUUAGAAUAUUUACAGCGUUUAGCAAACUUGAUGAAUUAUUACAAUCAAGACGAAGAAACUGAUUAUGAAAGUAAUGUUAACGACGUUGACCAGCAAGAAGAAGAGAAAAAUACUACUUAUGAAUUAGAAACAAUUAUGCAUGCACUUCAGCAAACCGAAACAACGAAUCUUGAAACAAUUCUAUCAGAUUUACAUCAUCCUACUAGACGAUUUUCAUCAACGAAUACAACGCCAAAUUUUUUACCUAAACAGCAAUCAGUCUCAAUCUCGACCAAUACACUCAUGUAUGCAAUACCAGAACGAACUCAAGAAAACAAGAGGACAAUUCAAAUACAAACAGAUAUACAAGAUGAAGAACAACAAAUGACUAGAAGUAGUGAUGAAACAGAAUUUCAUUGCAUGUGCCACGGUAGACAUAAAAAAUAUUGUAUUUACUACGAUGAUUCAACACCGCUUUAUUCAGAAAUUCGUCGAGAUGGAUAUUCUACAUCAGAUUUAACAACUAUUGUUAAAGAUAUUCACAUGAGCAAACCGAUUUUUAAUUCCGAUCAUUUGACAAAGAUAAUAGCGGACAUUCAUCAAGAUAAACAACGAUCGUAUGCGAGUUCGGGGACGAUGACAAUGAAAGACGUCGAGACAACAACAGAUCUAUCAAUAAAAGAGUAUGGUGCAGCGAAUGAACUUAUGACUUAUACAAAUGCCGCUGUCAGACCGAAAAGUGUAAAAGAUGCAGGAACAAUACCGGAGCAAUUGACUAUUUUAAAUGCAUCAACUCAGUACAGUCCAUUAGAUAAUGAUGUCUCCCAGAAGUCUAUCAUUUCAGAAGCGCAAGAUCAAAGUCCGACAUUGCUUAAGUAUCCAAACACAAUGGUGCAAGAUAGUUUAUCUGAGAAGAAACGUUUAUCAGCAAAACCAAAAUUUAUACCGAAAGAUGUUAUUUCUAAAUCAGCUCCAAUUGAGAAAACUUUUUCGCAUCAGCGCGAAACAGUUGUUCAAGAAUUAAAACGAGCACUAUCAAUACGUAAUACGCCGGCUAAACAUGAGCUCCCACAAAAAAGUAUAACACAAACAGAGGAAGAAAAUUUGGAUUUUGAAAAUACGCAUACCGUCCGAAGUCUUGUAUCCAUGUUCGAAUCGCCGGAGAAAAAAUCUGACAAACGCCACCACCGGCGAAGUGCUAAAAUAAAAAAUUUCUUUUCUAACAGUCACACUACUAAAACUACUACUCAUAGACAGCAAACGCCUAUUAUCGAAGACUUUCUAAGACAAAAUCCAAUAAAUCCAACGGGCAUCGCACUUCACCGACAGCAAACACCAUCGCCGAUAAUAUCCGAAGAACGUGCAAACCUACAAUUACUCUUAACUAAUAAUUCGAGUGUUGAUAGAGAAAUGUUGAUUAAUCAGUAUUCAGCAGAACUAGCUUCAAUAAUAUUAGACAAUGCUAUUCUAACAAUAUCACGUAAAGAAAAUACUGAUGAUAUCCAAACAAAUAAUCAAUCCAUCAAUACCGAUGAUAGCAGAACACCACGUUUCUCAUCUUACAAGAACGGAAAUGGAAAAUGUCUGUUGUUCCAAACUCAUACAUUUGUUCCAAACGUUCACAAGUCAAGCGGUAAAGAUGACGAAGAAGAGAUGUCUAGUAAACAUGAUACAGACACAAAUACAAUUUUAGACACAAUUGUCGAACAAAGUGAAAUGAAACCAGCUGAUUACGCGCAUCAUACGCUAAUUACCGAAGAAUAUGUUGAUAGAACACAAGGUUCAGUUGAAGAGCAAAAUCAACAAGUUAAAGAUAUCGUCGAUAAUCAUAAUCCGUCUUUGACGCGAAAAUAUCAGACUCGCUCAAGACAUUCUGUCGAUGAUUCAUGGCGUCGUCAAUACGACAGAUCAAGUUCAAGCGAAAAUGAAAGCGUACAGCUUGAUGAAUCUAAUAGUCUGCAAUAUUUAUCAAAGAGUCAACAGUUUUCUGCUCAACGAAUAUUCGUUAAACCAUGGCUAAAACGACGUAUGAGAUUAAGAGCAUACUCCUCUGUUUCUCCGGAUGUUCAUAGCACAGAUGUCAUCGAUAGUAAAGUAUCACCGACAACUGAUGACGUGCACGUUUUAGUUCAUCAACUCAAACGUACAAAAUCGCUUUAUCAUAUCAUCGAAGAAGAAACAUUUCCCAAUUUGAAUACACACUAUGCAUCGCUAUUAGCAAUUGCUAUCUAUGUCAAAUCAGUUAAAAAACCACCUUCAGUGAGAGAUGAUGUUAUGCUCGUUUUACACUCACAUUUGAAUCGAAUACAUCAAACAUUUGAAAAUAAUUUCAGAGAAAUUGAGCUUUUACCACAAACGCAUGUAUUCCAAACAAUUAAUAAUGACGGUAGUAAACGUUACAAAACGUCGUUUAUCGUUGAUGUUAAUCAUCCAUCAAAUACGAAAGCUUUUAUUAUCUCAGCAAACGAAAUUGAAUGGAAAACAGUUAAAGUUACCGUACGGCGAUUUCGAAAAAAAUUUUCUCCACCCCAAUUAGAUAUCAAACCUUAUCAUACGAAUCAAACUUCAGCUAAACUAAAAUCAACUGAAUUAAUUGAAUUUCAACCUCAUCUGAAACAUUUCGAUAACAUAUCUCAACAUCGUGUACAAAAAUACGCCGCUCAUUAUGCAGAAAAAUCGUAA
Molecule: messenger RNA, 6081 nt
Organism: Didymodactylos carnosus
Lineage: Eukaryota; Metazoa; Rotifera; Eurotatoria; Philodinida; Philodinidae
Source: the annotation of a GenBank genome assembly